Clarias gariepinus (North African catfish) is the source of this 3424-nucleotide messenger RNA. It is a transcript of the gene lifrb, whose product is annotated as LIF receptor subunit alpha b. The record is from RefSeq and is a predicted model, not a curated record. Gene Ontology annotation, biological process: cytokine-mediated signaling pathway. Gene Ontology annotation, molecular function: cytokine receptor activity; protein binding. Lineage: Eukaryota; Metazoa; Chordata; Actinopteri; Siluriformes; Clariidae. Bases 347 to 2965 code for a protein of 872 amino acids. Gene Ontology annotation, cellular component: membrane; external side of plasma membrane. The transcript is spliced from 19 exons.
UUUCCUAGGAACAGCUCCGUCAUCUUCCAGUAUGAACCUCCUCUCACUCAAACACUCCCAUUUCUGCAUCCUCUAGUAGAACACUAACUACAUUCCUAAUCAACUCUCCAUUCUUUCACUCUCCAAUUCUUCUGUUUUUAGUUUAUUUCCGUUUUACUUUAUUACUUUUAGUUGAAGGAAUAUACAUAUUUCCGACAUCUUUAAAAGGAGGAUCAACUUCGAGUUUCCUCAGACAUUAAAACCCUUCCAAUUGUGUCAAGAAAAGAAGCCUGCAUUUAAGCAAUAAGCACACCCUAACUCUUGAGCUAAACAGACCAGCGUGAGUCAUUGAGUGUACUGUCCUGUCAUGGGCCAUGUACAUGUGUGGUUUCUGUGUGGUGUUCUAUCAGUGCUGACUGAGCGAGGAAAACAGGAUGCACAGCCACUUACUGCCCCUGAGCAACUAACCGUUUACAGGGAUGUUGAUGUGGAUGAUCUUGGUGUUAACAUACUAAAUGUUGAGUGGAAGCAUGGCUUCACCAACAGCAUCAGACCAGACAAAGUCACCUACGACAUUAGGAUUUUCUAUACUCAGCAAAUGAAACUGGUCCAUAAGGAGACAAUAGAGUUGAAUGCAAAUCAAAUGGGCGAUUAUAAGUGGAGCUGGAAAUCACAAAUACCACUGCAGUGUACAUCACAUUCUGUCCAGCUGCGCUACAGAGACCAUGACCAAACUAGUGCCUGGACACCUCUGAAAACAUUAAAUGGAAGCGACACACCUGACAUACAAGAAGCUAAAUUGUAUCCACAAAACCGUGAAGCCCUUGUAAGUGAGGGCAUCAGGUUCUGCUGCAUCUUAAAGCCAGAACAUAAUGGAGAGCUUAAUUGCUCUGUACCUUUCCCGAUUCGGAUCAGCAAUCAGACCUAUGUCACAGAGCCUAUACGACAUUCUACCCCAUCUCCCCACUAUGGCUUGGAUGUAGUGUGCAACAACAACAUAGGCUCUACUUACUACACUGGCUAUCCUCCUGAUGUCCACAACAUUACAUGUGAGACUAGAGAUCUCCAUACCGUGGAGUGUCAUUGGAAUGAAAAGUAUAUAUUCAGGAAAACAAACUACACAGUCAAUGGAAGGAAUUGUACCUCUGCAAAGUUUUGUGUUCUGACCAUGACAGUAGGGGUGACGAAUUGGACACUAACUGCUAAAAAUCUGCUUGGUCAAAAAACAAUCUUUGACACAGCUGAUCCAAAACACAGGGUGCACCUGAAAGCACCAGAACUCGAACCCCCUGCUUCGCUUACUGCAAGAAAUGCCACUCUUUCCUGGAAAUGGUAUACAUUACUGAAGGACACAUCAUUUUCAAUGAUAUGCCAAGUAGAGGUCAAUGGACACAUAAUCAAUGGAGCAUUUAAAGUGAGAAAUCUGAGCUCGGUGGUCCUGGCCGAUCUGCAGCCAUUUACUCAGUACGUUGCCCGUGUGCGGUGUGGCUCUCAUGAGCAUUUUUAUAAAUGGGGGGACUGGAGUAACAACAUCACCUUCAUCACCAAAGAAGACAUUCCAGAAGCUGUUGAUGUGUGGAUGCAGGUUUUUAAUGAACAGACUUAUGUUGUUUGGAACAGUCUUAGUGCAGCACAAAGUCAUGGGAUUAUAGGCUAUGAGCUGGUUAUUGGAAACUCUACAGAAAGAAACAAGGAGCGCAUCAACAAAUCACAAGAAGAGCUCUGUCACAAUCUGCAAUCAGGCAUCGCAAAAACUCAAGUCAUUAAUAUAUCUGCUAGAAACUCUGCUUGGGUCUCUCCUCCCUCCAGCAUCACCAUUCCUAUUAUGUCAGGUCGUGAUGUUGACACCAGUGAUAUUAAAGGAAAUAAUGGAUCGUUUGAUAUGGUGUGGAAACCGAGCCCUAAGUCCACUUGUGGCUAUGUGCUGGACUGGUAUCCAACUUACCAAGCAUCACAGUGUGCUAUAAAAUGGAUAAAGGUUUCCUCUGUUGUGUCCAGUAAAACAAUUUACUCAGAUUUUAUAGACGGCGUAAAGUACACUCUCUCAGUUUAUGCGUGCACUUCUGGAGCACCGUACCUGCUGCAGAGGAGAGAGGGCUAUAUGGUUGAGCUGCCCCCAUUAGGAACAGUUCAGAACCUAAAAGCAAAGCAGGAGGGCUUAAAUAUUUACCUCUCCUGGUCAAAUGUGCCUGAACAGGAGCAGAGGGGCUUUAUAGAAGGUUAUAAGAUUUUUUAUCAAAGUGCUGGCGGAGACAAAGGGAAUGUCACACUGGACCCCAAUACCAUAGAGCACAAGUUCAAUCUUUCUGUGGACCAAUACACAUUCAAAGUGAAGGCCUUCACAUCUGCGGGAGACGGCCCUGAAACUGAUCUCACUCUGCAAAUAAAUCCUGAAGGUACAAAAGUUGGCCUGGUGAUUGUUGUUUGUCUGGCUGUAAUGAUGUCUGUCUUUUGCAUCUUUACACUCCUUGCCUACAGAAAUUGGAAAUGGUUGAAAUCAGCGCUGUGGCCUGAGGUUCCCAAGCCGAGGCUUUCAGACGAGUUUCUUAAAAAGGAUGUUUAUCAGUGGCAAGUGUUGGAUCAGCUGUUGUAUGAAGAAAGUAAAGUGCUGAAAGUAAAGAGCUCAGAACGCUGUCCUGUGUUAAUUGUACCAGAGCUACAGAAAGAACGUUAUGAAACCUUGGCUCUCACCAGUCCUCACUUCAAAGGCUCAUCAUGGUCUGAAGAUUAUCAAAUACUAAAAAGUAACCCACAAACUUGCCCUCUCAUCGAUGUUGACUUUGCUUACCAGGAGCUUCCUGGGAUUCAAAACCCAACAUACAACCUACCUCUGACGAAUGCAGUUAGUAACAAAAACCAAGAAUCAGAUUACAGGCCUCAGACAGAGAAUUGCAGUAUCCAACAACGCCCCAGUAAUGCUUACCAGUGGUACCACACUCCAUCAAACAUGCCUAAAUUGCAUUUUAAAGACAAGUUCAUCAUCUAAUUUUACCUGCUGAUGUCAACUGCACCAUAUUAAACAUGUAUCUGCUCCAUCACUACGAUGUUACUGCACUUCAGCAAUAGCACAAUUUUCAGAAAAAAAGGAAAAAAACAAGUUUAUUUUAGAGUGAUUUGUAUCUCUUUUUGAGUAUUAAAAACUGCUGCCCUCUGCACUUUUAAUGUGAACACUGUUGCAAUGUGCAUUAUUAGAUUAUGACUGUAUAUUUUGCAGUAAUUAUCUUGACACAAUUUUAUUUCCGAUAAAAUGUCUGAAUAUUGUCUUAAUACUAUCUGUUUACUGACUUAGGGAUUUUAUGCACUAUGUACUUUUUAAUGUAAUUUGUACCAAUGUGAUUUUGAGUUCUAUUAUUGGUCAGAAGAUGUUUAUUAACUUUUUAUAACUCCAGCUCUGUUAGUAGUGCAGCUAUAUAUUUUGACUGUGUUUAUUAUUAAACUUCAUAUG